AUGGAAAAUUCAAUUAUUUCCCACUUCUCUUCAUUCAAUCGUUCGUUCAUCUUUGAAAAACUCUCUAGCAUUAAAUAUGGAAGACUAUACAUCACAAUGAAAGAUCAGAAUGAGACGAAACCAAGAAUUUUCGGUAACACAUCGUUAGAGUCGAUCGAUUCAAGCGAACCCAAAUGCUCAGUUAUCAUUAAUAGUCCCAAAGUUUGGACUCGAAUGUCUAUCAAUGUUGAUUUGAUUCUCGAGGGGUUUUCUGAGGCGUUCAUGGCAGGAGAAUUGGAGUGUGAUGAUCUUGUUGCUCUUGUUUCCAUAAUUCCCCGUAUUCAAAAAUUCUUCUUCAGACCCUCAAAUGAUAGUCGACGCGCUCUCCAGAACGCAUCAUCCCAUUACGAUACCUCGAACGCACUUUUCUCAUCAUUUCUAUCCCCAGACAUGAGUUACUCAUGUCCAAUAUGGGAUACCACUGGUAAAGAAGAGACUCUCGAGGAAGCACAGAGACGAAAAGUGCAUAAUAUUAUUGAUAAAGCGGAUAUCAAGCCAGAACAUCACAUCCUCGAAAUUGGAGGCGGAUGGGCUUAUCUAGCUAUCGAAGCUGUGAAGAAAACUGGAUGUAGAUUCACGGUGACAACUCUGUCAAUUGAGCAAAAAACUCUGGGCGAGAAAAGGGUAGAAGAGGCGGGAAUGAAAGAUCGAAUUGAGAUAUUGCUUUGCGAUUAUAGGCAGACUCCCAAGCCUAGUCCUGCGGGGUUUGAUAGAAUAAUCAGUGUCGAAAUGGUGGAACAUGUUGGGGAGGAGUACAUGGAGGCCUAUUUUAGGACGAUUAGCGAAUUGUUGAACAAAGAAAAUGGAAUCAUGGUAAUACAAAGUACAACCGAAACGAAUCAGGUCAGUUCACAUACCCUUCGACUCGUCCAAUCCAAGCCACUUGAGUUGGCUAUGGCCUUCCACCAAACUCGAUCCAAGAUCGACACUUUUAUGGAGCGUUACAUUUUCCCAGGAGGAUAUCUCCCCACCGUAAGAGAGAUUAUUGAACGUCUUGAAGCGGGAUCUACUGGGUCUCUAGAGCUUGAAAGUGUGCAAAGUAUAGGUCCUCAUUAUGUGCGAACUUUGCGUUUAUGGAGGGAAAACUUUAUCCAGAACUGGGAUGAGACUAAACUUUUGUACAUGAAAGAAAGAGGAGACAUGACGCUGUUAGAUCUUGAAACUUUUCAAAGAAGGUGGAUUGGUUACUUUAGUUAUUGCGAAGCAGGCUUCCGAGCAGGUAUUUUAGGGAACCAUGUGAUUACUGCGAAGAGACCACAAGUUCUGUCUCCAAGUGGAAUUGUUCCACUUUAAUGGGCAUGAGACACUCACUGACUGGUGGACGUGAGGAUUCUGCCAGCCAUUGUAAAACACCGAGUUAUGAUUAAUGUGUGGAGUUGAGUUUUCGAUAACCUGAAUUGUAUUAUGAUAGGUGCUAAUGAGUUUUUGCGUGGACUAUUAUAUAAAUAACAAACUCCAUGGCAUAUGUGACGGUGAUGUUUGCAAAUUGCGAUCGAGGGUAGGCGGCUAUGUUGUU
Molecule: messenger RNA, 1555 nt
Organism: Botrytis sinoallii
Lineage: Eukaryota; Fungi; Ascomycota; Leotiomycetes; Helotiales; Sclerotiniaceae
Exons: 5
Coding region: 1-1332 (443 amino acids)
Biological process (GO): lipid biosynthetic process
Source: RefSeq, a predicted model, not a curated record